This is a messenger RNA of Plectropomus leopardus (leopard coralgrouper), 1051 nucleotides long. RefSeq names its product iodotyrosine deiodinase (gene iyd). The record is from RefSeq and is a predicted model, not a curated record. Gene Ontology annotation, cellular component: plasma membrane. NCBI's taxonomy places the organism in Eukaryota, Metazoa, Chordata, Actinopteri, Perciformes, Serranidae. Gene Ontology annotation, molecular function: oxidoreductase activity.
GCUCUGAUUUCUCCACACAGAAGACCAGCAGCCCGUCACAGUGGGCAGCAGAACUUCAAACUGAGAGCACAUUUCUCACAAAGUCAUGGCUCUCCUGUCCGUCCUCACGCCUGUCCUGGCGGUGGUCCUGUGUCUGGUGAUAGGCUUCAUGCUGCUGGUGAGGUCACGGGAAAUGGAGACCACCUUGACCCCCCCGGGAAAAACUGCAGGGGCAUCAAAAACUGACUUUAGACCAUGGGUGGACCAGGACUUACAGGACGAUACAGAAAACACAGCAAAAGAGGACGAGGAUGGUGAUUGGGUGGACAGCAAUGAAGAAGAAGACCUUCUACAUGUGCCCUACUCACCACCACGUUACUCUGAGGAGACGAUGCUGCAGAGAUCCAAGGAUUUGUACACCCUGAUGAACCAGCGGAGGACUGUCCGAUUCAUCAGCCCAGAGCCGGUCCCACGAGAAGUCAUCGAUAAUGUCAUUCGCACAGCAGGUACGGCCCCAAGUGGAGCGCACACCGAGCCCUGGACGUUUGUCGUGGUUUCAGACGCAGAGACGAAGCACAAGAUCAGACUGAUAGUGGAAGAAGAGGAAGAGGUCAACUACCGUCAGAGGAUGGGGGACAAGUGGGUCCAUGAUUUGGCCAAAUUAAAGACAAACUGGAUCAAGGAGUACCUGGAUGUUGCUCCAUACCUGGUCCUCAUCUUCAAACAAACUUAUGGGAUUCUCCCAAAUGGCAAGAAAAGGACACAUUACUAUAAUGAAAUAAGUGUCUCCAUAUCAUCUGGAAUCCUGCUGGCUGCAUUACAGAACGUGGGUCUCGUCACGGUCACAUCAACACCCCUAAACUGCGGCCCCCAGCUCAGGCUCCUCCUCAAACGACCAGCCAAUGAGAAGCUGUUGAUGUUACUUCCUGUAGGUUAUCCUGCCUCUGAUGCCACAGUGCCUGACCUGAAACGCAAACGUCUGGAUGACAUUAUGGUGCACAUCUGAUGGUAUAAAUCUUAAGAGGAAAUAUGACAUAUGAAGCAUGAGGUUUGGAGGUCAUCUGCCAUAACA